Messenger RNA from Dermatophagoides farinae (American house dust mite), 1525 nucleotides. RefSeq lists its product as uncharacterized. Lineage: Eukaryota; Metazoa; Arthropoda; Arachnida; Sarcoptiformes; Pyroglyphidae. The record is from RefSeq and is a predicted model, not a curated record.
GUUGAUGUUGGUAUCGAUUAUUGUACAAUAUCGAAUUCCCAAUUGAUUAUUUGAUGAUGAAUGAAUGUUUGAAAAUGAUUAAAAAUCAAAAUCACACAUAAACAUCAUAUAUAUGGGGGAUAUUUCUCUACAUGAUGAUCAUGAUGAUGAUUUUUGAUCGACACAAUUUUUUUUUCUUGUGUUCGUGUGUGUGCGUGUAUGUGUGUGGGUAUAAAUAUAAAACCCAUUCGUUAAAAUUCGGCUGAUUUUCAAUCAUUCGAUCUGUUUUUUAUUUUUUAAAUUCCUCAACAAUAAUUUGUUUUGCAAAUAUAUUCAAUUAAAUCAAUGUCAAACGAAUAACAUCGCACUAACACUACUCUGUUUGGUCAAUCAAUCAACGAAAUAUUGGAACGUUCGAAAAUUAUUAUCACAUCAUCAUCAUUGCCGUGAUUAAAUCCAACCGGUUACAAAAUUCAAUUUCCACUCUGAUGCAUCUAUAUUGGUAUCAUAGUCUUAUAUAAAAAACAAACGAAAACAAAAACAACGAAAAAAAAAUCCAUACGGAUGUAUCUAAAAUUUUUGUUCGCACUGUUGACCAUCUUGUUGUACAAUGUACAGCCAAUAAGUAAUGAUGAAAGUUUGGUUACAGCCAUUCAAAUUCUACAACAACGUGAUGGAUCAAUCAUACCAACAUUGGAUCGUUGUCGUAUCGAUAAUUUUGAUCGUAAUAUGGAUUGGCUUAUGAGCUAUUAUAAUAAUUUUCAACGAUCAAAAAAUGAUUUAUAUCAAAUACAUCGUUUACCACCGUGUUCAAAAUUAACACAAUUCACCAUUUCUACUCGUAUACAGCGACGAUAUCAACGUUAUAUUAAUCAAAUGAAUAAAUUUCUAAGAAAUUGGUCAACAGCCAAUAUUGAUUUAAUACAAGCCAUAACUAAAGUGAUCAUUCUAGUGAUACUAAAAAUAUUCAUCAAGUAUUAUAUACAAUCAUAUAUACAUUUUUAUAUUCAAAAUGAAUCUAUAAAUGAAUUGAUCGAUUUAUUAUCAAAAGCAAUGACUAUUGCUAUAGCUAAAAUUGCCAUCAAACAUUCAUUUUAUCCGGCAUUAAGAACGGCAAUGAAAACAUUGUUGAUUGCCGGCCUGAAAACAUUGAUAAAACCGUGGAUGAAAAAAAUCAAAAAUAAAAAUGAAAAAAUUGAAACAUCAGUAUUAUUGAAUAAAAUCAUUCGAUUUGCAUUGACUAUACAGAUAAAAACGAUAAUCAAAACUAUCGCUUUACAUUUAUUGUGGUUAGUGUUUGAAAAAAAUGAUAACCAAUUUAAUCGUUUACCGGGUCUAAUGUUUCGUGUCGCAGUCAUCAUAAUGGUAAAAAUGGCCGCAAAACGUACAUGUAAAAUGGCAAAGAAAAAGAAAAAUAAAACAGAUAAUAUGGAUGGACAAACACUACCACCACCACCACCUGUUGAUCAGGUUCUAUUAUUUGCCAUACAGAAAUUGGUGACAAAAUUGAUCAAGAUACCGUUGAUUAAAAUAAUGUUUGAUUAAA